AUGGAAAUGAUGGAAGGCUGCCAGUUCUCCCCAUCCGAAUUCUUCUACGACAGCUCCUGCAUCCCUUCUCCAGAAGGGGACUUUGGGGAUGAGUUUGAGCCCAGAAUGACCUCUUUUGGAGCCCACAAAACAGACCUGCAAGGCUCAGACGAAGAGGAGCACGUGCGAGCCCCGACGGGUCACCACCAAGCGGGCCACUGCCUCAUGUGGGCUUGCAAAGCUUGCAAGAGGAAGGCCACCACCAUGGACAGGCGGAAGGCGGCCACCAUGCGUGAAAGGCGGAGGCUGAAGAAGGUGAACCAGGCUUUUGAGACGCUUAAGAGGUGCACUACAGCCAAUCCUAACCAGAGACUCCCCAAAGUGGAGAUUCUCAGAAAUGCCAUCAGAUACAUUGAGAGUCUCCAAGAGUUGCUGAGGGAACAGGUCGAAAACUAUUACACUCUCCCUGGGCAGAGCUGCUCUGAACCCACCAGCCCCACCUCCAACUGCUCCGAUGGGAUGGCUGAGUGCAACAGCCCCGUGUGGUCCAGAAGAAACAGCAGUUUUGACAGUGUCUACUGCCCUGAUAUGACAAAUGUUUCCUCCACAGACAAAAAUUCCACAUUAUCCAGUUUGGACUGCUUAUCCAGCAUAGUGGAUCGGAUCUCAUCCUCUGACCAACCUGUGUUGACUCUGCAAGACCCUGCUUCUCUCUCUCCAAUUGCCAGCACUGACUCUCAGCCAGAAACACCAGGGGCCCCUAAUUCCAGGCUCAUCUAUCAUGUGCUAUGAACUCUGCGACUUGAGAUUAAUUCCACCCACUGAUUUUACCUCCAAGUACAGAAUUAACCGGAAAACCUGUUAGACCAUGGAGCAGGAGGCUGUGCAAAGUUCCAAGCUAAGACAUUCUGUAUAUGAAUAUUUCAUGUUAGUUGUAUAUUUGUAAAUACUAUUUUGCCACUUCAUAAGAAAAUGUAUUUAACUAAAAAGUCACCAUCAUAUGAAUGCUUUGUUUUUACUUUUGAUAUAUAUUUUUAAUAUUAUUAUUCAUGGCAGAAGGUUGUUGGGAGGGGUAGCUUGCAGAAGUACUUAAGUUAUAUUUUCAUAAAUGUUGCUUAUCAAAAAUAUUCUUUCAUGG
This is a messenger RNA of Phascolarctos cinereus (koala), 1117 nucleotides long. It is a transcript of the gene MYF5, whose product is annotated as myogenic factor 5. The record is from RefSeq and is a predicted model, not a curated record. Gene Ontology annotation, molecular function: RNA polymerase II cis-regulatory region sequence-specific DNA binding; protein dimerization activity; DNA-binding transcription factor activity, RNA polymerase II-specific. Gene Ontology annotation, biological process: regulation of transcription by RNA polymerase II; skeletal muscle cell differentiation; muscle organ development. Lineage: Eukaryota; Metazoa; Chordata; Mammalia; Diprotodontia; Phascolarctidae.